This is a messenger RNA of Trichoderma gamsii, 636 nucleotides long. RefSeq lists its product as hypothetical. Gene Ontology annotation, cellular component: nucleus. The transcript has 2 exons. The record is from RefSeq and is a predicted model, not a curated record. Lineage: Eukaryota; Fungi; Ascomycota; Sordariomycetes; Hypocreales; Hypocreaceae. Gene Ontology annotation, biological process: maturation of SSU-rRNA from tricistronic rRNA transcript (SSU-rRNA, 5.8S rRNA, LSU-rRNA). Bases 1 to 636 code for a protein of 211 amino acids.
AUGGCAUCUACAGACGCGAUAGAGCUGCCGCCGGCUGCAAUCCGACAGUCCAACUUCGAGCAAGCCGUCGCAUGCGCUCUGCACCUAUGGCCGGCCCUGACCCUCUCGGUACAGAAUAACUGGGGAGGACCCGACUCUGCAGACAAACGGGAUUGGUUUGCUGGUGCCAUCGUCGACCUCUUUUCUGAGUUUACCGAUGUGCAGCCCGGAGAGACCGCCAAGGCCACCAAUGCCGCUGACGAACCGGAUAUGGAAGACGUCGAGACAGUGCUGCUGCAAGUGAUGAUCGACGAGUUCGAGGUCAACAUCGACGAUGAUUCUGGUCUGGAAGUUGCUAGAUCCAUUGUCAAAGCGAGAUCACAGUGCGCCAUCGGCGACUUCAGCGACGAGGUCAAGACUCUGAACGAGCGAUUCGCGAAUCGGACGGCCAACAAGGUGGACCAAAUGUUUAAGAAAGCCGAGGAUCAGGACCAAGAUACAGACUGGGAAUCUGGAGACAGCGACGAGGACGAUGGAGACAACGGAGGCGAUGUGGAUAUGGACGAGGCACCACCACUGGUAUCUGUCCCUAAGGAGAAGCCUGCCCCAGAAGUCGACGAGGAUGGCUUCACCAUGGUCACCAAGAAGAAGAGGUAA